This is a messenger RNA of Rhodamnia argentea, 1105 nucleotides long. Its product is annotated as FCS-Like Zinc finger 14-like. The coding region runs from base 109 to 873 and encodes 254 amino acids. The record is from RefSeq and is a predicted model, not a curated record. NCBI's taxonomy places the organism in Eukaryota, Viridiplantae, Streptophyta, Magnoliopsida, Myrtales, Myrtaceae. The transcript has 3 exons.
AUAAAUUGCUGAGAGAUCUGUCAGCUCACGAGUCACGACUCAGUGGGAGGAUUUCUCCAGACCACCCCACUCCUCCAUUUCCAACCUCAAAACCUUCGGGUUCGAACCAUGCUGGGCAAGAGGCCGCGGUCGGUGAUCGGUAAGCUGUCGGAGCUGCUCGUCUCCGGCAGCGCCGGGCUUCUGGAAUCCGCCGUCGCCGCCGCCGCGGCGAGCCCGAGGAGCCCGCUGAACUUCAGGAUUCAAUCGCCGAGAGGACCCAGGUGCUACGAUCUCGGCGGGGUUGGGUUGGGGAUCGUUGCGGCUCUCGAGAAGCCCGGGGAUGCCAAGAUCUUGUUGCUCCCCAAGAACUGUGCUUGCCGCCCGGGCUCGGCCCGACCUGGCCCGAAGAGGGCUGGGCCCUCCGCGGCCGGAGUCCGCGCGGGGGCGGCGGUGGACGACGAUAUGGAGGACUACACUUACGUGACCUUCCAUGGGCCGAACCAGUCGUUCACGAUGGUGUAUGACGGGGAGGGCGAGUGCGAUGGGAUAGGUCACGGCGGGUGCCGCAAAAGUGGUGGGGGACUCGGUGAGUCGAUGAGACCAGCGGGCGGCGUCGGAGGAGGAGGAGGAGGAGGAGGAGGAGGGGAGGGUCCAGUUUUCCAGACUUUGGACUUCCUCAAUUCUUGUGAGUUGUGUGGAAAGAAGCUCCACGGCGAAGACAUAUACAUGUACAGAGGGGAGAAAGCGUUCUGCAGCGCGGAGUGCCGGUCGACGCAAAUAAUGAAGGACGAACGUAAAGAACAGUGCCGAUCGGAAGCUCCGAGAGUUGCCGAUCGCUCGGGAACGCCCUACUCCGAGGGUCUGAUCUUCUCGACCAGCAUUCUGGCGAUUUAGGAAGUCACAUAUCCGGCUGCGGCUACUCUUUACACAUAUGAGAAUAUAAUCAGCUUACUCUUGUUAAAGAAACAGAAGAAGAAGAAGAAGAACAAAAGAACCCAAACAAAUUUUUGCUCGGAUGAGAAUAUUCAUAGCCUACAUGAGCCGUGAGGGCAUGUGAUGCGAGAAGAAUGGGAUUAAGCUGUAUAACUCUACGUUCAUAAUAAACCAAGAUGAGGUCUCUGCAUAA